AUGGAUGAGAUUGCGCCGGAGUAUGAUGUCGUUGUGCUGGGCACCGGCCUGACCGAGUGUGUGCUUUCUGGUGUCCUGAGUGUGAAGGGCAAGAAGGUGCUUCAUAUUGAUCGCAAUGAUCACUACGGCGGAGAAGCGGCAUCUGUUAACAUUGAAACACUUUUCAAAAAAUACGGAAACGUGCGCCCGGGCGAGGAGCCAUGGAAGAAAUACGGCCGAGUCAACGACUGGAACGUCGACUUGAUCCCCAAGCUGCUCAUGUCGAACGGAGAGUUGACCAACAUCUUGGUGUCCACUGAUGUGACGAGAUACCUGGAAUUCAAGCAGAUUGCUGGAAGCUAUGUGCAACAGGGCGAGGGCCCCAAGGCCACUGUCGCCAAGGUUCCAUCGGACUCUGGCGAGGCAUUGCGUUCGUCCCUGAUGGGGCUUUUCGAGAAGAGGCGCGCAAAGAAGUUUUUGGAGUGGGUUGGAGAAUUCAAGGAUGACGACCCUAGCACUCACCAAGGACUCAACCUAGCCACUACUACUAUGAAGGAUGUUUACGACAAGUUCGGCCUAGAGGCCACCACCCGCGACUUUAUUGGUCAUUCGAUGGCACUGUACCAGUCAGACGACUAUAUCUUGGUUUCUGGAGGAGUGAAGGAGUCGGUUAACCGUAUUCGUUUAUAUGUCAACUCGAUGGCGCGAUAUGGAAAAUCCCCUUACAUCUACCCGCUAUAUGGACUCGGUGAACUGCCCCAGGGAUUUGCCCGUCUCUCGGCUAUCUACGGUGGUACUUAUAUGCUUAACACGGAUGUCGACGAAGUCCUGUAUGACAGCAAUGGCAAGGUGUCUGGCAUCAAAGCGACCAUGAAGGAGCGUGACGAAGCUGGCGAGGGUAUGAAAUUCGAAACAAAGACAACCAAGAUCAUCGCCGAUCCUUCAUACUUUACUGGAAAGUCCAAGAUUACCGGAUAUGUGAUUCGCGCGAUUUGCAUCCUGAAACACCCCGUCGACAAGACCGACAGCAGCGACUCUCUACAGCUGAUCAUCCCUCAAUCGCAAGUUGGACGCAAGCACGACAUUUAUAUUGCCGUGGUCUCUUCUGCUCACAACGUCUGCCCCAAGGGCUACUAUGUCGCCAUUAUCUCUACCGUUGCCGAGACUGAAGCUAAUCACCACGUCGAGUUGGAACCUGGUUUCCAGAGACUUGGAAAGAUUGAAGAGACAUUUAUGGGCCCUCCUAUUCCUUUGUACGAGCCUCUCGAAGACGGCAAGAACGACAACGUGUUCAUCUCCAAGAGCUACGAUGCCACUUCACACUUUGAGACUACUACCGAUGAUGUUCGUGAUAUUUACCAGCGUGCCGAGGGCCAUGAGCUUGUUGUUGAAGGCCUUCGCGAAGGCCAGAACCUUGUUAACGAAGAAUAA
Molecule: messenger RNA, 1410 nt
Organism: Talaromyces rugulosus
Lineage: Eukaryota; Fungi; Ascomycota; Eurotiomycetes; Eurotiales; Trichocomaceae
Exons: 8
Coding region: 1-1410 (469 amino acids)
Biological process (GO): protein transport; small GTPase-mediated signal transduction; vesicle-mediated transport
Cellular component (GO): cytoplasm
Molecular function (GO): Rab GDP-dissociation inhibitor activity
Source: RefSeq, a predicted model, not a curated record